Strongylus vulgaris is the source of this 564-nucleotide messenger RNA. The record is from the annotation of a GenBank genome assembly. Lineage: Eukaryota; Metazoa; Nematoda; Chromadorea; Rhabditida; Strongylidae.
AUGGGCAAGAUUUACGAAUUAAAUAAGAUGAAAAAUAUGAAACUCGAACGACUUCCUGGUGAUCAAAUAAUUGUUCAUAUUCAUAUCGACGGAGGGAAAAAGGUGAAACUAAGGCUAUCUGGAAAGAGUGCUGCAGCAUGGGCGGCUAAACUCAUAAACAUUCAAGGAGAAUCAUUGGGUCAUCAUACUCAUCCAAAUGUUGAUUACUCGCAAUUUAUGAAGAAAAAACCUGUUGCGCAAACAAUAGAAAGGAAUUCACCGCAUCCAUUAGCAAGAAAUGUUGAAGAAGAUGCUUUACUAUGCGGCGACUUUCCAAGCAUUAUAGACUCGGCUAAGUUUGACGUUACUGAACGUGCGAGGGGUGGAAAAGUGCAAGAGGAUUUUUCGGAAAUGAUCCACACCAUUAUGACAACUUCUUCGCACACAUCCUCUAAUAGAAGAUUUAUACGGCAGCAGGUGGAUGAGCUUAUCAGGAAGCACAUGCAAGAGGAGGAGAAAAGAAAAGAAGUCGAGUUAUUUAGCGCUGCCAAGAAGAACGUGGAAUCCAAUGAUUCUCUAAUGUAA